Molecule: messenger RNA, 1161 nt
Organism: Charadrius vociferus (killdeer)
Lineage: Eukaryota; Metazoa; Chordata; Aves; Charadriiformes; Charadriidae
Gene: GPR20
Product: G protein-coupled receptor 20
Exons: 2
Coding region: 100-1161 (353 amino acids)
Biological process (GO): positive regulation of Rho protein signal transduction; phospholipase C-activating G protein-coupled receptor signaling pathway
Cellular component (GO): membrane
Molecular function (GO): G protein-coupled receptor activity
Source: RefSeq, a predicted model, not a curated record
GGGCCGAUAGCACUCAGAUCCACGAGGAAGUUUUCUUACCAGCAGUUCCUCUAAGAUAGAAGAGAGAUCGGGCCAGAGAUCACUGGGAAGUCAGUGACCAUGACAACUUCUUCCACCCAACUGCCAGCCCUUGACUCUAUGAACUCCACCCAGCAACCCAAUUCCAGCAUCUACUUGUUCUCCAAGUUCAUCCACCAUGACAAAGAACUGUACACAGAAUUUUACAGCCUGUGGAUUGCCCUGAUGAUAGUCAAUGCCAUAAUUUUCCUGGUGGGUGUUGUGCUGAACAGCUUGGCGCUGUACGUCUUCUGCUUCCGUACCAAGACAAAAACCACCUCUGUUAUUUACACCAUCAACUUGAUUGUUACUGAUCUCUUGGUGGGCUUUUCCUUGCCUGUCCGGAUCAUCAUGUUCUAUAGUGCAGGGGACUGCCUGAAUUGUUCCUUGGUUCAUAUCUUUGGCUACUUUGUCAACAUGUACUGCAGUAUCCUCUUCUUGACAUGCAUCUGCGUUGACCGCUAUCUGGCAAUUGUACAGGUGGAGGCCUCACGUAAAUGGAGGAACCCCACCUGUGCCAAAGGGAUCUGCGUCUUCAUUUGGAUGUUUGCCACUGUGGUGACUUUCUCCAUCCUGACCAUGGCAAUACAGUUUGCUGAGUGCUGCCUUUCCAAGAUUCUGGUCCUGAUGGUCUGUGAGUACUUCUUCCCCCUCAUCAUAAUCAUCUUCUUCACCACCAGGAUUAUGUGUGCUCUGUCCAAGCCCAGCCUUAUGCACCAGAGUCGGGAGAGGAGAAUGAGGGCUGUGCAACUCCUUAUCACUGUCCUCAUCAUCUUCAUGAUCUGCUUCACUCCUUUUCAUGUGCGACAGGUAGCAAUCUCCGUCAACCCAGGCAUGCCCCAUGAUGUCAGCCUGAUCGUCUACCAUGUGACAGUGACUCUGAGUAGCCUCAACAGCUGCAUGGACCCCAUUGUCUACUGCUUUGUGACCAACAACUUUCAGUCAACCAUGAAAAACAUCUUCAGGAAAACCGAGCCAGAGCAAACCAGUGUAGACAUCCUGGGUAUGAACAAGAACUCCAAGGGCUCCAAUGCAAUCAUUGCCUUCUCAAACACAAUAGGAAGCCCUGUGAGCUUGCCAUCACCAAGCAGUGUCCAGAUAUAA